Messenger RNA from Paralichthys olivaceus (Japanese flounder), 1116 nucleotides. The record is from RefSeq and is a predicted model, not a curated record. NCBI's taxonomy places the organism in Eukaryota, Metazoa, Chordata, Actinopteri, Pleuronectiformes, Paralichthyidae.
AAGCUGCUGGUUUGAUGUAGUCGAGUAUCUUUAACUGCUCUGAGCGUCUGAUUUCUUCACACCGGUGUUUUAUUCUCUGCAGGUGUCUUUUUGUCUCUGAGGUCCAGCAGUGUAGGCGGUUGCCAUGGCGUCUCCAGGGGGACAAGGAGGAGGAGCUCUGUCGUCCAGAGGAGGCAGCGCGGCCCGGAGGAUGAAAUGGGCUCUGGAGCUGAGCUUGGGAAACACGAGGAGUCGUGGCGACCGGCAGGGCGGUCAGGGCGACGUCGUUUACCCCAUCGGCUACUCUGAGAAACCCGUCCCUGACACCAGCAUCCAGGAGACGGACAAGAACCUGGUGGAGAAGCGCUGCUGGGACGUGGCUCUUGGUCCCCUGAAGCAGAUCCCCAUGAACCUGUUCAUCAUGUACAUGUCGGGCAACACCAUCUCCAUCUUCCCCAUCAUGAUGGUCUGCAUGAUGGCCUGGAGGCCCAUUCAGGCCCUCAUGUCCAUGUCUGCCACCUUCAAACUGUUGGAGAGCUCCAGUCAGCAGUGGCUUCAGGGCCUCGUCUACCUGGUCGGAAACCUCCUGGGCUCCGCGUUGGCCAUCUACAAGUGUCAGUCAAUGGGGCUGCUCCCAACACACUCGUCUGAUUGGCUGGCUUUCAUAGAACCGCCUCAGAGGAUGGAGAUCAUGGGCGGAGGGAUGGUGCUGUGAAGCUGACGGACCGUGCAAAUCAAGGAUUCACAUAUUUACAUAGGUUUAUAUACUGUUCAUCCUGCAACACGACCGCUCACGCGAGGUUUCCUCCUCAGCAGAUCCUCGUGUCGGCUCCUGUUGAACACACACAGGGUUUUUCUUACAGAAUUAUAUCCAGUUUUAAGGUGGGGUGGGGGGGGUGUCAAACUUUAUCUGUAACUUCUAAGAACUUCACUCAGCCUGUAGAGUCGUUUCUUUCCCCCUCGUUUCAUCGUCUCGUCUCAGUUUGUAGUGAAACGCUUCCUUUUAAGAUGAUUUCCGCACGUUAGCAGCAACAUUUACUAACCUGUUUAACUUAUAGCUCUGUUUAAUUUAUACUGAUUUCCUCUAUGAAAAUGUUCUAUGAAAUAAAUCCCUGAAUUAAAAUGUCGAUAAACGUG